CCUUCAUAGCAUCACAUCAGAUCCCAGGUUGGAGUUGUGUUGACAGUAGUCAUGGCAGCAUCUGCACAGGAGAUGGCACCCUGGCAGGUGUACCUUGCCAGUGGCGCUAACCGGCUCUCCCAUGACCACAGAGGGGGACGCUGGAACAGCGUUUGCAGUGGUGCAGGAGGAUAUGGAACCCGCAUCUCAAUGGAAUAUGCAUCAAGUGUCCCUGUGAGCGUCACCAAUGUCUCAAACUCCCUGUGUCUCAAUGAGAGGGAGAAUAUGCAAGAUCUUAACGAUCGCUUCGCCUCCUACCUGGAAAAGGUACACCAACUAGAGGCAGCCAACGCUCAGCUUGAGCUACAGAUCAAGGAACAUCUGGAGAGAAGCUUCCUUGGUGACCGUAAAGACAUGGAUGGACACUUGGGGAUAAUCGAUAACCUUCGGAACCAGAUUUCUGAAUGGUACACAACCCAUGCCCAACUCAGGCUGCAGGUCGCCAAUGCUCAACUGGAAGUCUAUGGCUAUAAAUACAAGUGUGAACAGGAGGAGAGGCGUCUCUUGGCAGCGGAGGCAGAGCUGAGCCACCUGCAGAGUAUUCAGCAUGAGUUCAUCGAUAGGGAAGGAGAUCUGUACAUCCAACUGGAUGGAAACCUGGAGGAAAUGGACCUCCUCAAGAGCAACCAUGAGGAGGGAGUGCAGGGAGUGAUGGCCCAGAUGUCUGGGUUGGUUAACGUGGAGAUGGACUGUGCUCACUCAGUGGACCUGAAUGAGAGUCUCAGUCGCCUAAGGGAGCAGUGUGGGUCGAUGGUCCUGAAGAACAAAACAGAGGCUGAGAGCUGGUUUCGGAGCAAGGUGGACAGCAUGAAGACCCAGGUGACCGUCUGUUCCGAUGGGUCCGAGGUUAGGCAGACAGAGAUAGAUGACCUAAAGAGAAAAGUCCAGGACCUAACUCUGGAGUUGCAGCUAUUGGAGACCCAGAAUCUGUCAAUGGAGAGGGACGAGAUGGAAGUGAAUGAGCGAUACAGUAUUCACCUCAGUCGGCUUCAGCAGCACUUAGACAGCCUGGAGGUGGAGCUGCUGCAGCUAUGUACAGCCACAGAGCAGCAGGCUGUCCAGUACCUGAUGCUACUGGACAUCAAGACCAGGCUGGAGAGGGAGAUUGCUGAGUACAGGAGACUGCUGGAUGGAGGGGGAGCCAGGAAAUCAAGCCCCAACGCCAUGGCUAGUGUCACGUCUCACUGUGCAAUGAGCAAUGGAACUGCCUUCCAACACGUCUUCAUGCCAAUUCAGAGUUCCUCCAUUAGUGUACCAAGAGCAAGUGUACCAAUAAUUUGUGUACCAAGAGCAAGCGUGUCAAGUAUUAGUGAGACCUCAAGAGAGACCUCAAGCAAUUUAGAAAACGGAGGACAAGUGGUAGGUGCAGCCAUUGGGGAGCAGGUUACCUGUGUGCAGAAAGUGUUUCUGUAUAAUGCCUCCGAUAAAACAGUGCAGAGUGUACAAACUUCCAAUCAGGUUAGCACUGUAAAAGAAGUCCAAAGCAAGUGUUUAGAAAGUGGGCAUCGGGUUGGAUAUUCAGAGAGCAGCGCUAACACCACCUUUGCACAACAUGGAUCUAGCGCUAACACCAGCUCUGCACAACAUGAUGCUAGCGCUAACACCAGCUCUGCACAACAUGGAGCUAGCACUAACACCAGCUCUGCACAACAUGGAGCUAGCGCUAACACCAGCUCUGCACAACAUGGAGCUAGCGCUAACACCAGCUCUGCACAACAUGGAGCUAGCGCUAACACCAGCUCUGCACAACAUGGAGCUAGCUCUAACACCAGCUCUGCACAACAUGGAGCUAGCACUAACACCAGCUCUGCACAACAUGGAGCUAGCGCUAACACCAGCUCUGCACAACAUGGAUCUAGCGCUAACACCAGCUCUGCACAACAUGGAGCUAGCGCUAACACCAGCUCUGCACAACAUGUAGCUAGCGCUAACACCAGCUCUGCACAACAUGGAGCUAGCGCUAUCACCAGCUCUGCACAACAUGGAGCUAGCACUAACACCAGCUCUGCACAACAUGGAGCUAGCGCUAACACCAGCUCUGCACAACAUGGAGCUAGCGCUAACACCAGCUUUGCACAACAUGGAUCUAGCGCUAACACCAGCUCUGCACAACAUGGAGCUAGCACUAACACUAGCUCUGCACAACAUAGAGCUAGCGCUAACACCAGCUCUGCACAGCAUGGAGCUAGCGCUAAAACCAGCUCUGCACAACAUGGAGCUAGCGGUAACACCAGCUCUGCACAACAUGGAGCUAGCGCUAACACCAGCUCUGCACAACAUGGAGCUCACGUUGUGAGUAGCGUUGAGAAUAAAACCACCACUGUCAGUAGAGUCAAUGACAGACCACUUGAUAAUAGCAGUGUGAUUAUCUCAACAGCUCAGAUUAGCGAAGAUGCAUCUCAGAUUAAAGACACAGAAGUUGUUCAGAUCACUAGUAGUGAUGUUGAUGUUACCAAUGUUAACUGUGGAGGAAAGACUGCUAGCAAGGUGAAUGAAGAAGAGAUAAGCAUUGCCGAUGACACAGUACAAGUUAGCAGUGUGGAGGCCGUAGUGGUGGUUGGUGUCAGUGAUGUAAAAAGCACAGGUCAGAUAAAAUGUAGGGAAACUGAGAUCCAGGAGAGAAGUGUGGAAAGUGAGACUAACAUUGGCAGUGAAAAUCAGAUUGUUAGUACUGUGCAUGAUGCUCGAAUGAUCUCCGCAGAGGAAGAAAACCAAUUCAGAAGUGAGGAGACUCAGAUUGACAGCAUGGAGGUUAGGAGUCAGAUGAAUAGCUGUCAAAUUGAAACUCAGAUCAGUGGAGUUCUGAGUGUUUCGGAAAGUGUUGCUCAGAUAACCCGUGUAGGAAAUGGCAGUCAGAUCAGCUGUGUUGAAACUGGAGCACAGCUCUGCUCCUUGGAGAUAAACAUCACAGAAAAUGAGGUUCAGCCAAGCAGUCAGCCAACAGAAGUAAAUAUCACCCAAUCGGAAGACAGAUUUGAGAUGAUAAAUGCUGAACAUGGAGAGCAUGUUAUUAUAGAGGAAACUAUCAUUGAGGAGACAAGCUGUAUAUCCAGUAAGAGUGACACUGUGGAGAGCAGCAGGGUUGAAAGCGUAGGACCGGUUGAUGAGCUGGAAGUCACAGCAGUAGUUGGUGAUGCCGACGACGAAGGUCAAACAAACUGUGAGGAGAGUAGAGGUCAGAUAAACAUUGCUCAGGGUGGUGACCUGACGAGCACAAUCAUAACAACAAGUGUGGUUGAAAUGAAGAGUGCUGAUGAGGCUGAUGACCUGACAAGAAGUGUGGUUGAGAUUAUCAGCACAGAAAUAUCAAUGGCAUCCAGCCCUGUGGAAUUUGAGGUUCCAAUUGUCCACAGGGAGUACAGAGCUCAAACCCCCUUGAUGGAGAGUGAAGGUAUGAUUAGCAGAGAUGUUCAAAUGAUUGACCACGUCUCUACAGGUGACAUAAGCACUGUGGAAACUGUAGUAGUCUCGUUCCCAUCCGUGUCUCAGACAACUGACAGCGAUAAUGCUAACAGCAUGGGAUGCGAGGCUAAGGAAACUGUGAUCCAGGUGAAGAAAGUGGAAGGUCCAGUUCCAAUCAGCAGUGCAGAACAUCGGGGUCUGAUCACCAAUGUUGUACAGAUUAGCAGCGCUGCAAGUGACAAUACGAUCAGCAGUGCCACAGGUGUAGCGGUAAAAGUGCCAGCUAGCACAAUGGCAAGUGCAGUGGAGAUCAUCAGUGAUAUGAGAAGUGGAAGUAUGAUAAGUACUGGAGGUAUGACUAGUGUAGGCAGUGGUGGUUUGAUCAGCAGGACAGAAAGUGGCUAUAUGAUGAAUAAUAUGGUAAGUGGACAGAUGAUAUCUAAUGCAGGGAGUAGACACAUGGUAACUAGUGCAGGAAGUGGACACAUGAUAACUAGUGCAGGAAGUGGACAGAUAUUAACUAGUGCAGGAAGUGGACAGAUGAUAACUAGUGCAGGAAGUGGACAGAUGAUAACUAGUGCAGGAAGUGGACACAUGAUAACUAGUGCAGGAAGUGGACACAUGUUAACUAGUGCAGGAAGUGGACACAUGUUAACUAGUGCAGGAAGUGGACACAUGUUAACUAGUGCAAGUAGUGGAGGAAGUGGAGAAUGGUUGGUUUAUGGUGGAGGUACAGGCAGACUCAGUGGUCCAGGUAGUGGAGGCAGACUCAGUGGUCCAGGUAGUGGAGACAGACUCAGUGGUCCAGGUAGUGGAGGCAGACUCAGUGGCCCAGGUAGUGGAGGCAGACUCAGUGGCCCAGGUAGUGGAGGCAGACUCAGUGGCCCAGGUAGUGGAGGCAGACUCAGUGGCCCAGGUAGUGGAGGCAGACUCAGUGGCCCAGGUAGUGGAGGCAGACUCAGUGGCCCAGGUAGUGGAGGCAGACUCAGUGGCCCAGGUAGUGGAGGCAGACUCAGUGGUCCAGGUAAUAGUAACGGCAGUGGAGUCUGGACCCAUGUGAAUUCUGAAAGUGUCUCUCAGUUUAACAGAAACACGAGCAAUGAAAGGACUGGUAGACUUAGCAGUGCAGGAAGUGGAGAAUGGAAGGUUUAUAGUAGAAGUAAUGGACAGAUCAGUAAGGCAGGAAGUGGGGGAAGAAUCAGCAGUGCUGGAAGUGGACACAUGAUCAGCAGUGCUGGAAGUGGACAUAUGAUCAGCAGUGCUGGAAGUGGAGGUAGACUGAGAAGCAGAAGCACAGGAAGUGGAGGUGGACUAAGUAGUGCAGGUAGUGGACAUAUGAUCAGUAGUGCAGGAAGUGGAGGUAGACUGAGUAGCAGUAGCACAGGAAGUGGAGGUAGUGGACAUAUGAUCAGUAGUGCAGGUACUAGUGGACAGAGAAUUAGUAGUACAGAGGGUGGUGUCAGGAUCAGCAGUGGGGGUAGUCGAGUGAUUACCAGCAGUGGUGGUCCAGCCAGCAGCCCCAGCAGAGUGACCAUCAGGAACACAGGAAGCGGAGGCGGUGGAGGCAGAGAGCGGAUCAGCGUCUGUAAAAUGGCUGCCCUCUCCAUAUCAGCUGCCGUGAAAGAAAGAGAAAAGGCCCAGGAGGUCAGUCGGGAAUCCUACACAAAACGGGUGUCAGCCACCAGUCCUCGGGUCCAGCGGUGGGUGAGAACAUCGGUAGAAGAAACUGGACAAGAGUAAAACUGAUGACGACAGUGUGCCAUUCUGAGUGGACAGAGGAGCAAGGCAUAAUGACAAAAUAGUCACACUACUUAUAGUUAAUACAUAUCUAUUACAUUGCAUUCCAUCAAAGGAGCGUUAAUACCUUUAAAUGACCAGUAUCACAAUGCACCUUCAUGUUAGAAAACGUGUUUUCACAGGAUCUCUGUCUGCAAUAAUUCCUGUUUACUGUGCCUUUCAUCAUUGCUGUGAAUAAGUAAUGCACUGAGUUUUCUGUUUGAACAGAAAUCUAUAAAGUUCUGAAAUAUACUCUGACAUAGUUAUAGGGACGCAGGGGUGAUGCAAUUUGUUCUACGCCAAACAAUUUGAUCUUAUUGGAUUCGGUUUCCUUGUAAAGCGCUUACACUUACAUUUAUCCAGAAGAUGUCAGUAUAUGCAUUUAGGUGAUCAGUUGUGGAGACGAGUCAGCUAGUCAUCUCAUUUGACACAUUUACGCAAGUUAGUAUAACUUGUAGAUUUUAUUUUAGUAGUUUGAAGUCAAUGUAUCAAAGCUUAAAUAAAGCUUCUGAUGACUUAUUACUUUAUAUUGUUUUUAAUGAUGAAUAAAAUAUUUUACUGUUAUUACUUCACACU
Messenger RNA from Oncorhynchus tshawytscha (Chinook salmon), 5793 nucleotides. RefSeq lists its product as uncharacterized. Lineage: Eukaryota; Metazoa; Chordata; Actinopteri; Salmoniformes; Salmonidae. Gene Ontology annotation, molecular function: structural molecule activity. The transcript has 9 exons. The coding region runs from base 52 to 5181 and encodes 1709 amino acids. The record is from RefSeq and is a predicted model, not a curated record.